AUGUCGUUUCCUCCCUCCAUCUUCAGGGUAUACCAGCCUUUGCCAGCUCCCUCGAGAAGGGCUGACAAAUCCAUCGUCGAAGAUCCGCCGUCCUACUACGCGUCGAAACGAUGUCGACUGUGCCAGUUCUCCCUCAGAGAUGAUCGGUUCUCGCCUGCGUUUGGCUUUCGCGUGAACGAUGCGUUCCACUCCAGGCGUCACCGGAUCGACGGAACCGGCAGCAACGUUGUGCGGCUUUUCCAUUCUUCCUGUAUCAAGUUCAAGCGUUUUGUCAUUACCUAUGACUUACUCGCCGUUACAGAGCACAGUAUCGGGCUCUCUGAGCUCGAGGAGCGCCAGCGUCUCAAGCGCAUCCAACACUUGUUGGCUCCAAAGAUAUCCAAUCUUCUGUCAGCAAAAGUCCCUUUCGAGGUGACGACAAUGAUUGCCAGCUAUCUUGUACGCGAAAGCGCUAUAAUUACGGUCAAGAACCAGUCAGUCUUCAGUCAAGCAUGCGACAUCACAGUCAAACUCUCCGAGGAUGUAUACGCAAGCUCCAGUGUGAUAGACGGCGUUCGAUACAUCAAGAGUUUGCACAACAUCGACACAGUUCAAGGUGAGGGAUAUCGCCUUAUUCUAAACGCCAACGAUAAGGGACCUGUCUAUAAAAUCAGGAUUUGCGAGGACCACCUGGGUAUUAGAUUUGUCCAGUUCCUCCCUCCAACUCCUGGGUCAAAGAAAUUCCCAGAAAUGACAGGAUGGUGGAGGGAUAUCUCACCCUCUAGAUUCAAAUUCUCUGCGAUACGAGUCGAGUCAGAUGGUAUCAAGCUCAGAAGGAUCACCGACGCCUCUGAUGAGGAGGCAAAAUUCAAAUUCCCUCACGUAGGAUGGCCAACUCCCGACUACCCCUCAAACAAGAUUGAUCUUCUCCUCUAUGACUACCCUGUGCGGCAGUUUGCUGUGAGUAGGAAUGUUCGCAUGACAUACUUUGACUGCAACGCCCCAGAUGUCACGGGCUACACCAUGGUUUGCCAGAGUCACUGGGUAUCUACCAUCCACGCGCACGGGGAAGAAAACGACACGGAAUUCUAUAAAGAGGUCGAUGCAUGCUUUGGAGAUCAGGUACACGUCUUGAUCUACAUGCCCGUAGAUCAAGGGGAAUACAUCACCGAAAUCCAGCGACGCUGGAGGGGGAGAAUUGGCGGGGACUUUUUCGAUCUUGUGUUCAAAACGAAUCGAGCAAGACAAACCAUCUUUGGAUCAGACAAGGAGGGCCUUCACAAUUUGAUCUUGAAUCCAAUCAUGAAACCUUCCCAACAGGGCUCACGCAUCUACUUCAACAAGGUCGGCCCUGAAAACGAGCCGGCUGUCAGGUUCAUUGCGUCCGAUGAAGCAAUCGAGGAGCCUAUCCGAAACCGACAGCCCCGGCCAGGCCCACGCACACUCGACCCUCCUCAUAUCGUCCGCAAGAAUCCCUGGUUCACAUCUCGAUGCACUCUGGAGAGAGUCAAGGAUGUUACCCUAUGCAGAGACGUUUCUCUAUCCCACAGACCUGUCAUUGGAAUGCUCGUGCAAUAUACGGAUGGUCAUCAGGAGUGCUUGGGAGAGUUCCGCUUCGACAGGGCUCUCAAGACGAUCCAGGCUGACCAGAGCGGAGGGCUGCACAUUGAUCUGCAGAAGAUGGAGGAUGAGGAGUCUACGUACGUGGAGGAUGUGCGUGGCUUUCCCCUGGGGGAUCCAUCCCUUUGCCCGGAAGACGAGUCCUGGAUCGAGGUAUCGUGGAGCGGCACGUUGGAGUGGAGGUUUAGGUGGGUAGACUGUACCGUGACGCACAUCCCAGCUGUGCAAUGA
Messenger RNA from Fusarium vanettenii 77-13-4, 1830 nucleotides. RefSeq lists its product as uncharacterized. NCBI's taxonomy places the organism in Eukaryota, Fungi, Ascomycota, Sordariomycetes, Hypocreales, Nectriaceae. Bases 1 to 1830 code for a protein of 609 amino acids. The transcript is spliced from 4 exons. The record is from RefSeq and is a predicted model, not a curated record.